Spirodela intermedia is the source of this 10907-nucleotide messenger RNA. NCBI's taxonomy places the organism in Eukaryota, Viridiplantae, Streptophyta, Magnoliopsida, Alismatales, Araceae. The record is from the annotation of a GenBank genome assembly.
AUGAGUCGGAGGCUGAGGAGGAAGGGUCUCCAAUCCAGAGAUAACGAGAAAGGCCUCGCCAUCUACCAAGCUGUCCCAUGCUGUUCUGAUGGCGUCUCAGAGGUGUAUGAGGUGGUCAACUUUCCCCCCUCUGUGGCCGCCAUGAACGCUGAUCCCGACAUUCAGCCCAGGAAGAGGGCCGCAGCCACCUGCCAUGGUUCUGUCACCUCAUCCUCUGGGCUUGGCUCUGUGUCUUCUCAAGCGGUCCCUGUGGACUGGACCAGCCUUCCCGAUGACACAGUCAUCCAGAUCUUUUCUCGCCUCAACUAUCGGGACCGUGCCAGUCUUGCCUCCACCUGCCGUGCUUGGCGCAUCAUUGGUUGUCUGCCAUUCCUGUGGCAAGCUCUUGACCUCCGAGCCCACCGGUGUGAUGCAGCCACAGCCCUAUCACUUGCUUCCCGCUGCUCAACCAACCUUCGAAGCCUCCACUUUCGUGGGUCUGAGGCAGCUGCCUCUGUCAUGAACCUCCAGGCCCGGGGCCUCCGUGAGAUCAGCGGUGAUUUCUGUCGAGACAUCACUGAUGCUAUUCUAUCUGUGAUGGCUGCACGGCAUGAACUCUUGGAAAGCCUUCAGAUUGGCCCCGACCCAUGUGAGAAGAUCAGUAGCGAUGCCAUCAGGGCAAUUGCUCUCUGCUGCCCCAAGCUUAGGUGCCUGCGUCUCUCGGGGGUGCACCAAGUCGACGAAGAAGCUCUCAAUGCCCUUGGCAGGCACUGCAAGUCCUUGGAGGAAGUUGCCUUCAUGGACUGUGGGAACAUCAAUGAGGCUGCACUUGGGAGUCUGGCAUCUAUGCGGUUCCUCUCAGUUGCGGGCACAAAGAACAUGAGUUGGGCUGCCGCUUCACUCACAUGGAGCAACCAGCUCUGCAAUUUGGUUGGGUUGGAUGUUUCAAGGACUGAUAUCUCCCCUACUGCAAUGUCGAGGCUCCUCACAUCUUCAAAGAGCCUGAAAGUCUUGUGCACGCUCAAUUGCCCAUUUAUCGAUGAGGAAGGCUCCAAUGGGACCUCUGUGUUAACCAGCACGAAGGGCAAGGUGUUGCUUAAUUUCUCCUCGGACAUAUUCAAGGGGGUAGCUGCAUUAUUGCAUGAUGCCCCUGCUGCCGAGGCCUCUGCAAUAAAGGACUUUAGGAAUGUGUUUAGAGAGUGGAGGACUUGGAAACACAAGAAUGGUGGUGGCAAGUAUGUUGAGGAAGUCAUGAAUUGGCUGGAAUGGAUUCUCUCUCACACCCUCCUGCGUAUUGCCGAGACAAACCCCCCAAGGAUGGACGAAUUCUGGUUAAGGCAAGGGUCAAGCCUGCUGCUCAGCUUGGUGAAAAGCUCACAAGAGGAUGUCCAGGAAAGGGCAGCAACUGGACUUGCCACGUUUGUAGUCAUUGAUGAUGAGAAUGCUACAGUGGAUCCUGCCAGGGCAGAGGCAGUUAUGAGGGAUGGAGGGAUACCUCUACUUUUGGAUCUUGCAAGGUCUUUCAGGGAGGGUAUUCAAUCAGAAGCUGCGAAGGUAACGGGUCUAACUAAGAUGACAUCUUACUUCUUAUUUGAUACGCGAUUCAUUUUUGUGCUUUUUAUUUCUUGGUUCAUACAUUAUUCUCAAUUGGUUGUGCAGGCCAUCGCUAAUUUGUCUGUGAAUACGAAAGUGGCUAAAACAGUUGCUGAUGAAGGAGGAAUUGGGAUACUAUCUGAUCUAGCGAGAUCCAUGAAUAGACUGGUUGCUGAAGAGGCUGCCGGAGGGUUGUGGAACCUUUCUGUUGGUGAAGAGCACAAGGUUUGCAACGAUCUUCAACUUGAUUUUUUAUUAUUAUUAUUGUUAUUUUAUUUAUUUAUUUUGGUAUGUGUGGAAGUGUUGAUGUUUAUGGCUUCAUUUUUUUUUUCUAGGGUGCCAUUGCUGAAGCUGGUGGGAUUAAAGCUCUUGUUGAUCUUAUCUUCAAGUGGCCAUCUGGCAUUGAUGGAGUUCUUGUAUGAAUAAUUUUUACUCCUCUGAACCUUUUACAAUGUUUCUUUUUCUUCAACAAAUACUAAGCUUUGUUUCCAAAUUGUUUAUUUAUUAAAACAGGAGCGUGCUGCUGGCGCACUUGCAAACUUAGCUGCUGACGACAAGUGCAGCAUGGAGGUUGCCAUGGCCGGUGGUGUCCAUGCAUUAGUGAUGCUUGCUCGUACUUGCAAGGUUGAAGGAGUACAGGAGCAGGUAUUUCUGUCUGUAAUAUCUGUCCGAGUUUUGUAUGAUCAAUUGCACCUUGCUCUGGUCCAUAUGAAAAUCUUCUGUGAAUUAGAUUCGAUAUGCAUACAAUAGCACUGUCCAUAGUUGCCAGUUAAUGUUGGCAUUGCAUACGGCCUACUGUUAGCAUCUGGAUCUCGAAUGCGCUUGCUCUCUUCAUUGUUCUUAGUUUAUCUCCACUUAGUUUAUACCAUGCCAGAAAGUAUUCCAAGCUACCUUUAUAUUCUCUCCAUUACUCUUUAUUCGGUUUCUUUUAAUGACAUAGUUGCAUUCUCCUGUACAUCAAUGUUUAGUGUUGUGCACCACAAUGUUGUGACUUAGGCCGUAAUGAUAUGCUGUGGGAUGUCCAUAGUGCUAAAAUUGAAUAUGGAUUUCACAUGUUUUAUGACGUGAAGAAAUUAGCUCUGCACCGCUGGAAACCAGUGGAGGAUAAUGAUAAUUGCACAUGGUUUUUUCUUUCCCUCAUCUUUUUAUUAAUUCGAGCUUUUGAUUAAUGGAUUUGCUUCUUCUUCAUCCUUUACAGGCUGCUCGAGCUUUAGCAAAUUUGGCUGCUCAUGGUGAUAGUAAUAGCAAUAAUGCUGCCGUUGGUCAAGAAACAGGUGCACUAGAGGCUCUAGUUCAACUAACUUGUUCCCAAAAUGAAGGUGUAAGGUACUACAUUUUCUCAAUAUGAAAAUGUAUUUGAUAUUUGGUGAUCUACCAGAUUUGUCCUUGUUAUUUGUUUUCUUGUCUUUUCUGGUAAUGUUCAUAUCAUCACAAAUUAGUUAGGCACGUCCACACAAAUCUAGCUAAGCGUGCUGUUUUCAUCUUUCUUUCUUUAUUUGAAGCAAAUCAUAGUUUCACAGUGUAAAUGUUCUUUUCUUUGUUAGAUAGUUUUUUUAGGUGAGAUCCUGUAUCUAUUGCAGAAUUAUGCACAUGAAUAUCUCUGCAUCCCUUGUAAGGCCGUUUCUUGUCAAGUUUUCAAGUUUUAUUUCAUGGUUUAGAUCAUGCUCCAGGAAAUCUGAUUUGCGGCCAGCUUUUGACCUGCUCUUGAUUUGGGUAGUUUUGUCUCACUUGUGAUAUUAUAUUUCCUGGUCUUUAACAUGUUCGUUCUGUCUCGUGCAUCUACAAAAUAGACAAGAAGCUGCGGGUGCCUUGUGGAACCUAUCAUUCGAUGACAGAAAUCGGGAGGCAAUUGCUGCAGCUGGUGGUGUGGAAGCGUUGGUAUUUCUCUUCUUCUUUCUUGAAAGUGGAUACUAUUUUCAACCUCUUUCCUGGAAUUAUUAUCGCUAUUUGAGUUCGUUAUAUUUCUUUCUUUAUUUGUAAAUUGUGCAGAGAUCCUAAUAAGCAGUUUUACUCGUUUAAAUUGACCAUAAAAGAUCAAGGUGUUUUUAAUGGUAUAAUAGAAAAGAGGGAUGUAGUUAAAUUUGAAGCGAUAUUAAUGUAGAAUAUAAUCGUGGGAAAUGAGGAGGCCCAAAAGAGUGUGGCUCAAAGAGCUAGAACGAGUGAAGCUUGGACAUCUCAAGUGCUGCAGCAUCUUCUCUACACCAGAUGCUUCAUUCUAGACUAUUUUGAAUGUAUUUUUCUUUUUUCUAGGGGAGCAUUUCUUUCUUUUGUUAGUUGAUUCUAUUUUUUGGGGGAUCUAGAACUAGUUUGUAACUAUCUAGGACUGUUAUGGUUUCCCGACCCAAAUCAUUAUUUUUCUCUAUUUCUAUCCUUUGGUAUUCAAGCAUACUCUUUUUAUUCCUCUUGGAACCAAAAGGCCCCGUCUUUUAUACAAAUUGGAAGUCCUUUCAUAUGCAGAUGCUCGAUUGUCAAUAGGUCUAAUCUAUUUUAUUUGUGUGUGUGUGUGUGUGUGUGUGUUCUUUACCAGACACAAUUUAACGAAUCGCUACAAGUGUAUUUUGAUGUACAGUGUCCCAAUCUAAUUAGACUGUAAAAGUUGUAGUUUUGGACAUUCAAAAAGUUGUAUUUCUUGAUGAUGGAUUUGGGUGAAUCAUAGAUUACCAUAUUUUCAGAUCUCUUCAGGUUCUAAUUUCCCAUGUGCCCUAAACAUGAAAUUUAUUUCGAGACCAAGAUGCAGAAGUGGAGUGGCGAAGAAUAGGAAGAUAGAGGAAUAGGCCAGGGAUAGGCGAUGUUUGAGUGAUAAUGCUUGUAAAUAGGGCCAGGGAUUUUGCUGUGUUUUCUUACUGGCAGAUUAGAUUUUGGUUGAGAGUUAAGUUCAUUAGCUAUAACUUGUGCUCAGGUAAAGGCAAGAGUGUCUAAUUUUUCAGACCUGAUUUAUUCUAUCUAGACGCAUAGGAACUUUAUGACAAUAAAUUGGAAGUUCUCAUCUUCAACGAGACUAUGAAGAUGUGAGGGAAAAUGGUUCUUGCUGAGACUACUUGCAGUUUUCUUGAAGAUAUUUCCUCAAGUGACAAGAUGAAGAACUUUAAUUGCUUUGGUCAACUUCUUUGAUUAUUUUUUAUUACCAUUUAUUAGUCAGUUGUGCACUAUAUGUUCAAUAUUACACUACGGAGUCAUUUAGACUAGCAUUCUCGAAAUGGGCCUGAAAUGGCAGAGGCAAUUGUUUUCUUUUCUUAUAUGGUGGGGCCAUAAAUUUAACCUGGUGGUUCUUGCUACUAUGCUGCUAUGGUACUACAAACUGUGUGCGGUACGAGAAAAGUUGAAGAAAGUUUCAGAUGUCUAUACAACACCAACAGGGGUGUUGACUGGUAUUGUCAGUGUUUCCAGGGGAGCCGUGUAUAUCGAGAGAGACACUAGGGUAGAAGUCUUUCAGCUAAUUAUCUUUCAGCGGGAACAUUAACAUCCUCAUUUAUAACCAAGUGAUGGCGGUUGUUUCUCUGCUUCCUGUGCCCUAAUUUUGUGUUUGCUUUUGUUGGGGGGAGGAUUGGGUGGGUUGGGGUGCAUAAUGAUAUUGUUUGCAGAAGAGCUCGUUCGUUUUAUUGCAGAAAUUAAUUGUCGCUGUAAAUCUGCAAAUUCCUCUUGUGCUGAGACGGAGCCUUGGUUUGGAAUCAUAUCUUUCAAUGGACCUUAAAUUUUCCACUGUCUAUUCCUUGAUGCUUUGUGUCCUUUUCUGUUCUGAGUCUUUUGGGCUGUUAUUUUGUUUCUUUUUCCUCCAAGGGGUUGCAUUCAUCUAAUCCUGGAGCUUAUUUUGCCUGUAUUUUGGCCUUACUUUUUAUAACCCUGUCAAAAGUGCAUCUCAAGACCUGAAUCACAAGUUAUUUCUUUGAAUUUAUGUAUUAAUUGGUGUGAAUUUAUUAGGUGGCUCUUGCUCAGUCGUGCUCAAAUGCUUCUCAAGGCCUUCAAGAGAGGGCUGCUGGAGCUUUGUGGGGAUUGUCGGUGUCAGAAGCUAAUAGGUAUCUAGUUUUUAAAAAUUGAUUUCAUUGGUAACAUGCUACUUUACUUUCUCUCUCCUAUUUUUUUCUGCACAACUGUGGUCGUAUCUUCAAAGUAUCAUCAGGAGCUUGAAUGAGUCUAAGUAUUAGUUUUGUCUCGGUUAUCUGUUUUUGUCGCUGUCAAUCUCCUGGUAUAUUAUCUGUUCAUGUGCCUCUGCAAAAGGUAUCUUGCAGAUGAUUGGGUUUUUCAUAACUCAGUUAUGAGAGUUGGAGAUAUGGGUGUAAUAUGAUAUUGGAUUUACAUAUAUUUCUUAUGAAGGGAUGGGGGCUCAUUGACAAGGAGUUCGUAGAAAUGUCUACAGGAUCAGUUGAAAUAAAUCUCCAAUCUGGUCGUAUCAACAUGUGUCUCGCCAGAAUCAGCCAGUAAUGGAGUGUUUUCUUUCUUCUUCCCACAUAAUUGGCAUAUUACUGCAAUGACGUUUAGCACAUCCCAGCCUAGACGUGGUCAAAUAUAACAAUAUUUGAGGUUUAACGCUUUAGUAUUAUGAUCUCCUUCCACCACUUGGCCCUCUAUAUUUGGCACUUUAUUGCUUGGCUCAGGGUAGAGGAGAUAAACUAAUGGACUCAGCCUUCGUUAGGACGACUUUCUAAGCCAUAUAGUUGCCAACAGGUCAAUGCUUUCACCAUCAUUUGACAGACUAGCAUGAUUUUAAAAGACCAAAUCGAUAACUGGGAGAAGGGAAAGGUACUUCCAGAUCUUUGUUUCAAUUUUUGAACUAAAAUCAGCAGAUUCUUGUUGGCAUGGCUGUUUCUAUUCAAUUUUAACAAAAAUCCCAAAAAGGUUUAAAAGUAGAAAUAUAAGUAGAAGGGACAAAGGGGAUAAACUGCUAAACAAGUACAGGGGAAUUUGUUUUAGGUAUUGUUAAAAUCUGCGACAACUGAUAAGAACUAUGACUAGUUUGGCUUCUGAGAACAGAUAAAAGAAAGGAAAUGAAGACAUUGUUAAAUGAACAAUGCAUUGAAGCAUCUAAUGAGAAUCUUAAGGUUUUGUUCUAGAUAUACCGAGUACAAUGAGAGUACUCGGUAUUUUAAAUGGUGGAAGACAGGUAAUUUCUUCGUAUAGAAGGUCUUGAUUAAUAGGGCCCUUCCUGCUUCCUUGAUGGUUGAUGUCUCAUUGAAGGUUUUAGGCAUACAAAUUAGUGUCUCUGGCUUCAAGAUAGUGGAACGGCUACCAAUUUCUUUGGAGAUAGUGUCCCAUCGAUGGAUGAUACUGUAUGGACAGUUUUUAGCCACACAACUUACCAUGUUUUUGGUGUUGAGGUGGCCCAGACGUCCAAAUUGUUGAGGGCAACAAGGAGAGAUGUUGGCACUCGAACACCAGUGUGUCCGUGUGAUGACACAUUUUUGUGCACAUAUUAACGCAUCUGCAUGGGAUUAAUGAGUUCUGGCAUGGGUCGUAUUUGUGUGGCAAUAUCCAUUAUUAAUAACAGUACAUCUGUUGUAUGCACAGCUGAAAGUUGUUUUCAAACACUGGUGUGCUCUUGUGUUUGAUCAUGUGGUUAGUUGAAUUUGCACAUAUAAGUAUCUUAUGCCAGUUAAUGAUUUACAUUUUAUUACUUGUAUUUUAAAUACGAGAAGAUUGGAAAAUACUAGUAUUCAUUUGAUCUUGAGACUAAUUCAUUUGGAGAUUAAUAAACUAAGACAUUCAGUGGUUCAUUUAAUAUUUUCCAAUAUUCAUCUGUUGAUUGGAAAAGGCAAGUUCAUGCUCUCGAUCGUGAAGCCUAUUCAUUUGUCAGGGGAUUCUCCGCAGGUGCGGAGAGUAUUUAGUGAUUUAAUCAACACAGAAUAGUAUGAAAGGCUGUAAAAUUAGUUACACAUGAUUAAUUGAUAAGUAUUCCUUUUUUCUACCUUAAAUUCUCAAACUCCAAAAAUAUGAGUAAAUCCAGGAAAAUAUGUCACAGACUUAGUAGGUGUUACAAGAAGAGGAUUGCAUAAAUCAGGUCAUUGCUACUGGUAUUUCCAAUGUCCUAAAAAUGAACAAACUUGAUCUUGGGUUUAGUUCAUACAUUCCAGGUUAGUCUUUAAUGUUUACUCUGGAAAGAAGCAUCAUCCCACUUCUUGAUGUUCGAGAGACAGCUGUGGUAGUCGCCAAAGAAAACAUAUAAGUGCUUGUCUGAGUUAAUUUUUUAGGAGAAAGCGAAUGUCAUCAUGAGUACAUGUUUACUGGGAGAUAGUAUCCUAGAUGCGAAAUUGAUUGUGUAAUUGGGAUGCUGGUGAAAUGGCCUGAUUUUUCUAACUUGGAUUGACAAAUAGAUUGGGGCGGAGGUUGUGCGGAAGUUGGUUGUGUGUGGAUAGGAGGGAAGGUGGAAGAAGAGUUGAGGAAGGAAAGAAGAAGGGAGAAACAGAUAACUUUGAUGACGGCCCAUGUGGCUGUUUGUAUGUGACGGCAAGUAGGAGGCAAGUAGGAGGACAGUGAUGGUGUUUAGGAUUUUGAAGUGAAAGAAUGGUAUUGAGGCAUGGAAACUCAUUUUGUUGUCCACAAUGCGAGCAUAUAUCACCUUAUUGUCUUCCGUGUCUCCUGAUCAUUAUGUUAUCAUUGUCAUGAUUCAUGGAAAUCAUUCCUGGUUCUUUACUUGCUUUGUUUACUUUUCAGUAUUGCCAUUGGGCGAGAAGGAGGUGUUGCACCACUGAUUGCAUUGGCAUGCUCAGAUGCUGAAGUAAGGAUAUAAGCUCUAUUUUUUAUGCCACUCAUAGAGAUUUCUUAUCUCUAACUUUUCUAUUGAACCCCUUCUUUACUUUGCUUGUCGUUUGUUGGAUAUCAGUGUAUGUGUUGACUGGGCUCCCGGAUUAUUUUGUUUUGAAUUAAUUUGAUUUCAUGUCCAGUUCAGUUAUAUAGCUGGUCUCGUGAACAUCUCAUUGACUCAUUAAUUUCUUUUCAUUUACAUGUACCUAUUUCAGAUUUAUUUUUUUUUGUUGUGUAUUCCUUGGAGCUUUUUUCUAUACACUAUUAUGCCGUUGUUCAAGCCACAGUUUCUGCCACCCAUUGGUAGAAACUGUGCGUCCAAUUGACAUUGUGCGUCAUCUGUCCAUUGAUUGUCAGAAUGUGAUCUCUGUUCAUUUUAUUGCGCUGAAAAUUUCCCAUCUGUUUUGCUUCCUAUUGUUUAGUGAACCAUCAUGCUGAUCUGCUGUGUUACGUGUCAUGAGUCUCAAUUCUCUCUUCAGAGGAAUUUCCCAGAAAUUGUAAGAUUUUUCUUAAGAAAAAUGUCCACAUUCAUAUUUCACAAUAUCCGGCGUUAGUUAAACCUUAUUGACUGGAAUUGGGGAUUACCUUUUAUUCCUACAUCACAUAUAAUUGAAUAUGCCUCUGAAAAACAUACAUGUGGUGGAUCUGAAUCAGGUGUUGAUUAUUUUUGUUUGCCAGUUCUGCCAUCAAUAGUUUAUUUCAUUUUCUUGUUGGUUUGUGUAUUGAAAGGACUUGAAUUCUAGGUUGAUUCAUCACAGUACCUAUAUAGUGCAUGAAUGUGGUUGCCUGUUUUAUCUCAAGAUGAAAUACACGCUUGCAGGACGUUCACGAGACUGCCGCAGGGGCCCUUUGGAAUCUGGCCUUCAAUCCGGGCAAUGCUCGUCGAAUUGUGGAAGAAGGGGGAGUGCCUGCCCUUGUUCAUCUUUGUUCUUCAUCAGGAUCAAAAAUGGCCCGCUUCAUGGCUGCUCUGGCUCUGGCUUACAUGUUCGAUGGAAGGUUGAUCCUUUGCAAAUUUUCAUAAUCUGUUUCCUCAAGUUGGACUCUUGGUGGCAUCUCUACUCUUCAUUGAUGUCCUCAUGCAUUGCUUUCAUGCUCCAUUUCAAACACUCUUCAGAAUUAUGGGUUGUAACCACAUUAUGGUUUCUUAAAUUGCCUUCUUAUUUCUCUGGAAUAUGCUCCUUCCUGGUAAGUUCAACCAUGAAACUUGCUAGGUUUUCGUAUUCAGGAUUCUAAUGUACUGUGCUUGCAAGGUAAUUGUAGGCAUCUUGAUUUGCUUGGAGUCUCAAAUAUAAAGAUCAGGCUCCGGACGGGUUGCUAUUGUUAAUAAGAACAGUUUCAGUAAUGCCUUAGAGAUUAUGCUAGAAGCUGGUUGACAAUUUGUUGGAGCCUCUGAGUUUCCUGUAAAAGGAUUAUUAAUUCAUAUUAUUGGAGAAAUGAUAUGAUCGAAAUUCAGAUAUGAAUAUGAAUUAGUCAACCUUCGAUAAAUUCAUACGGUUUCUCUUGUCCCUGAAGUGUUUUAGAUGAUAUAAUCAUUUGAUAAAUCCCUUUAGUAUUCUUUCCUCUAAAAUUUAUCUUCCUGGUGCAUAUAGAAUGGACGGAGUUGCGUUGGUUGGCCCAUCUUCUUCAGAAGGAACUGCGAAGAGCAUAAGCUUGGAUGGCGCCAAGAGAAUGGCCAUGAAGCACAUUGAAGCCUUUGUCCUUUCGUUUUCUGACCCACAAGUGUUCUCCAUGGCUGCUCUCUCCUCGGCUCCUGCUUCCCUGGUCCACAUAGCUGAAUCAGCACGCAUCCAAGAGGCGGGCAACCUACGUUGCAGGUAUCUGAUUUACUUCUUUAAAUUAUCUGACCCACAACCUAGCCCUUAUUUUCUGACUCAAUUACUAUGUUGCUGGUGGUAUAAUGGCUACAACCCAUAUACCGUAGGAAGCAGAAAAAAUAGAAUCUAAAUAGAAUCUUUGGGAAAAUCUUUCUUCUUGAUCUGUGGUGACUGAUGAUGACUCCGGUGAAUUUUCAGCGGAGCUGAAAUCGGGAGAUUCGUUCUCAUGCUCCGAAAUUCCUCCUCGGUUCUUCGGGUCUGUGCAGCUUUUGCUCUUCUUCAGGUAAACUCCGGCAUUUCUCGUUCAUCUUCUAGAUUUGGGUUUCUACUGCAGAUGAAUGGCAGAAGCUUUCUAAUUGUGGGAGCCUUUUUAAUGCUGCCCUCAAUUUGCGUGUGUGAGUUGGAACUCUCAAUCCGCUGGUGCAGAAUUUCCAUUAAAUAAGUGGGUUCGUGCAUUGCAUAAUUAUUUCCUGUAGGAAUAUUUUAUAUGGUUUUCUUGUGUAUAUAUAUAUAUAGGUAUGUGCUCUAUAUAGUUAGUGGUCUAAAUUGGGGAAGAAUCCUCAUAUGUUUCCUGGUUCUUUUGCUUGAAAUGUCUUCUGUGAGCAGUUCACCAUCCCCGGGGGUCGCCAUGCCAUGCACCAUGCUGGGCUCCUCCAGAAGGCCAGAGCGACUCGAGUCCUCCGUGCGGCAGCAGCGGCGGCGACAUCGCCCAUGGAGGCGAAGAUCUUCGCCAGAAUCGUCCUGAGGAAUCUCGAGCAGCACCACCAGCUCGAGACUUCCAUCUGA